Molecule: messenger RNA, 2067 nt
Organism: Ceraceosorus guamensis
Lineage: Eukaryota; Fungi; Basidiomycota; Exobasidiomycetes; Ceraceosorales; Ceraceosoraceae
Exons: 4
Coding region: 1-2067 (688 amino acids)
Source: RefSeq, a predicted model, not a curated record
AUGGAGCCCUUGAGAGCUUCAGCAGGCGCCUCGAGGCCACGCCCAAAAGCUAGGGCCGUGCGAGCGAAGGUGCAGUCUGACUCUGUGCUGCACCUUGGAUCAGAAGACUCCAAUCUCAUCGCUUCUUCCAGGACGUCAGGCGAGACCUUCCAUUCGGCUCUCACUGAUCAGGAUGUGAAGCAGGCGGCAUCAUCACAGGGACUGCCUGCCUCUUCGGCCGUGGGAAACGACUCAAUACACAUGGGAGGAUCGCCAGCCGUCUCACCUCGGCUGUCAGAGCCCCGGGGUCACUCAAUUUCGAAGUCUCCGUCCAGAAACGGCGCGCGGGACCUGUACGAUGAUCGGCUUGGCACCUCGUCCCCAGCUCGGCCGCAGAGUGCCUCAUCCCCAAUGCCCGGCCCUUCAAGUGUUAUCUCUUCGUUCGUGCCCACUCAACACAGCAUACCUCCCGUUGCCGCUCCAGUCAAGACUGAACGCAAGGCUGGUAGGGUCGAGCCAAAGCAAGCCGAGCAACCUUCUCUUCAACGACACAAGAUCAAGGCAUCUCGUCCUUCUGCCGACGAAUUCUUAAGGAAGAGAGACAAAGACAAUGACGCAUACUUCACGCGACCAGGUCGCGCAUCUAAGCCUGUCAUGCUCAGAGAAGGCAGUCAAGAAGGCAGCGAGCUAGACACGGACGUGGACGGUAUGUAUGCGGGAGGGUACAGCGAUCGGUCCGACGAUGAGGAAGAGGAUGACGGGUUCGGACAAUCUCGCAGGCGAAGACGCUCAUCGAACAAGCACAGAUUGAAACCAGGCUCGCAGUUGCCACAGUGGGUCAAGAACCAGCCUUCUCGGGCGAUGGUGGACACGCAGGAAAGCGACGAAAGGUCUUUGGAACUCGACGGACUGAACCAAUCUCAAUCAAGCAUCAGUUCGGCUGGUCGGCGCAAAAGGCGUCGCGUACGGGUCAAUGAUAGUGACAGGCGGAGUGCCAGUCUGACACCUCCUCCGCCUCUCGAUGCUGCGUUGCGACGAGAAGUAGCUCUCCUUGUCGAAAAGGAGUUGUUGGGAGGGUUGCGAGAGAAUGCUGACGUGUCAGAUGAAAGUGAUCCGGGGUCGCGAGGGAAUACAGCGCAAAUGGCCUCUCGCGUUGGAGAGCUGGACCUCAGCGAGGCGCAGAUCAAUGGCCUUCAUCCGGACUUGGCAAUGCACUACAGAGGCGCCAGAGCUCACGAGGUACGAGCGAGAGCGGCGCAGGAAGAGCAGCGAAAGGCGAAAGAGAGGGAAGAAAGGAUGCGACACGAAAGAGAGCAGCUCGAGGAAGCCAGGAAAAACAAAGAGGCGGAAGCGGCAUCAAACAGACAGCCUUUUGGAGAAGUCAUCGCGCUGUCAGACAGUGAUGACAACGUACAGAAGAUAUCGCAACACGCCGCAUCGACGCAGGAUGCAGGUAGUGAUUCGGAGGUCGAAAUGUUCUUUGCUCCGCCUCCUCCAUCAGCCAGAACAAGUCGAGGAGCAUCAGCGCUUGCUUCCAGAACACCACAAAGUGGUGUCGCUUCUGGCUCAGUAGCUCCGAUCGCGAGCCCUGCAUCAGGCUCAGCCCCGCGCAGGUCUUCUAGACGAAGGAACGCGACUUCUACGACUCGCCAGGACUGCGACUCGGAUGCGAUCGAGAUCACGCAAGUUCGGACGCAAAGCUCAUCCGUGGCCCUGUCGCAGUCUCAGUCGCAGGCGCGAAGACGCAAAGAGGCUAUGACCGCAUCAGCCAAUUCUGCUGCAGAGCAGCCACCAACGCCAGUCUUGCAGACCCAGAAUGAAGCGGCAGAGGGUGGUGAAGAAGAACGCCUGACGGUAAACCUUCGAGGAUCGUCCGAUGCCUCUCUGACCAUGUCGAUACGGACCAAACCUUCUACCAAGAUUGGACGCUUGUUGGACCAUGCGCUCAACACGUGGGGUGCGCAUUUUUGUCCAGAUGCAAACAGGUCCAAAGCUCGGGUCGUCUAUGAUGGCGAGACCUUGUCUCGCGAAGACACAGUUAUGGGCGCUGGCAUCGAGGAUGACGACAUGCUCGAUGUUCGUCUAUGA